Messenger RNA from Sphenostylis stenocarpa, 450 nucleotides. NCBI's taxonomy places the organism in Eukaryota, Viridiplantae, Streptophyta, Magnoliopsida, Fabales, Fabaceae. The record is from the annotation of a GenBank genome assembly.
AUGGCCGAUCAACUCACCGACGAGCAGAUCUCCGAGUUCAAGGAAGCCUUCAGCCUCUUCGACAAGGAUGGCGAUGGUUGUAUUACCACCAAGGAACUUGGAACUGUGAUGCGGUCACUUGGGCAGAACCCAACCGAGGCUGAGCUGCAGGACAUGAUAAAUGAGGUUGAUGCUGAUGGGAAUGGUACCAUUGAUUUCCCUGAAUUCCUGAACCUCAUGGCACGCAAGAUGAAAGACACCGAUUCGGAGGAGGAGCUGAAGGAGGCAUUCCGCGUGUUCGACAAGGACCAGAAUGGUUUCAUCUCCGCUGCAGAACUCCGCCAUGUGAUGACCAAUCUGGGCGAGAAGCUGACGGACGAGGAGGUUGAUGAGAUGAUUCGCGAGGCAGACGUUGACGGAGACGGGCAGAUCAACUAUGAGGAGUUUGUCAAAGUCAUGAUGGCCAAGUGA